Molecule: messenger RNA, 3714 nt
Organism: Danaus chrysippus (African queen)
Lineage: Eukaryota; Metazoa; Arthropoda; Insecta; Lepidoptera; Nymphalidae
Source: the annotation of a GenBank genome assembly
AUGGAUCACGUACUUACAACAAAAAAGUCGUUUUACCUCAAAAGUAACCAGAGGAGCAUGGACGUGAACUAUAAAUAUCAAGAUUGGGAACCAAAAUCACCUGGUGUUUAUUAUGAUUAUGAUUUGAAAACAACAAAAUCGACAACAGAAUUGAAAGAGGUAACAAUUCAAACGAACACAGAAACAACAGCAGUUACGACCACGGAGGUGACAACACUUAGCAUAGAAACAACAGCUGCAACGGAAACAACAGUCCCAACAGCAACAACAGUUCCAACAGUAACAACAACUCAAACAAAAACAACAAAAGGAACUAUAAGCGUAAUACACAACUAUACUGACACUGCUACUACAGAAACUACAACUCUCACUUCAGAAAUAAUAGAUGAAGGUAUCCAAGAAAUAAACGACACGGUUCCUGAAACUAAUUCUAGUUACACUACUCUUGAGAUAACUGAUCUUCUCACUAAUACGUUGCCUGCUGACGCGACGCUAGAAGAUUUGUUACAUUGGUUCGCCUCAACCAGUCCUGAUGAGUACACCACACUCAUACCACCACCACCUACUAUUAACGUGCUAAGCCUCAUGCCUCAUGAGACAGAAGACAACGUUCUUGAUCACUUGGACCCUUGGACAACGACUACCAAGAAUCCAAUUCUUGAAGAAAUUAAAGACGAAAUAAAUAAAACCAAUGAUUACUUCGCAUCAAGUGUUCGUGAACUGGUAAUAGUGCUGUCACAUAAAAAUUCCAGCCAUGUUGACACACUACUUAUGGAUCUAAAUUCCAGACUAGCAAGCGCAAUGGAAAAAAAUACGUUGGCGAUGUUCAGCGGCUUGAUGAUUGGAGCGUUCCAGGCGCUGCUUCAGAUGUUGAUGUUAGCCACGGAUGACGUGAGGCAAGAAUAUUUUAACUACGCCAUAUACGCGCUGGAGAACCGACAUACAGCCUUCGCAAGCGACAUAAACGCUGUAUUUGAUGUCGUGGAAACGAUUUACACGGAUAAAGACGUAGCUGAAAUCUCAGAUAUUAUUAAGAAAGUCGAAGCAUAUCCUAAUAUUACUGAGGAUUCUGACACGUUAAUUGGUGAACUGAUAGAAGCGUAUAUCUUGAAGCCGCACGCGAAUAUCGUGGGUACUGCUAAAGAGAAAUUACUCUUGAUGGAACUACACACGGCUCUUGAGGAUAGGUUGUUCCCUGGACACGACCUGGGACGAAGAUUUGGUAAAGAAAGAAAAGAAAACAUUUCAGCGAAAUUUAAGUCGAUUACAAAAACAGUAAAACACAACUUGAUUUCAAGAAAAUACUUAAAGAGAAUUGAUAAAAUCCAAAAAACUACAAAACUUCCGAAAUAUAAAAAUGAUCAGAAGCAGAGAGCAAGAAACGUAAAGAAAAUAAAGAGCAAAGAACAGAGAAAGAAGGAGAGAAGAUUAGUUGAAAAAGAACGGAAGAUCAUAAGAGCUUCUUCAAACAGUAGGGAGAGUUCACUUCAAUCAAUAUCAAGUACGAGCAGCGAAUCAGAAGAGACUCAAGAUAGCGAUAUUGUCAGAUAUAAAUUAGAAUCUGCAUAUUCCCACUCCAGAGAAACAAAAAGAAAAAGACUCCAAAACAAAGCUAUGAGAUACAAAGCUCAUUCAAAACAAAUAAAAACAAAACCAAACAGAUAUAGAAAAUUAACAACGCCAAACGACGAAGAAAUGUUGAAAAUUAGACUAAAAGACGCCUUGCUACACACGACAAAAUUAAGAAGAUUUGGACAUAAACUUGACAGGCUCACGAAAAAGGAUAGUUACAGCGACGAUGAGGCGAUACUGAAAUCAAAAAUAUACAAAGUGUUUGGGUUCAAUCAUGACAUCAAACACAAUUAUCAAAGGUCAUUAUACUUACGGAAUGGAAAAAUUUGGAAUGUUGAGAGAUUUAACGCGAAAGGUGUCGGCGGAUAUGAUUACAAAGAUUGGGAAGCAAAGUCACCUGAUCUGUACGACUAUAUAUUACCAAAAACUAAUAGCACGGUAGUGACUGAACACACAAAUGCAACUGAAACUCCAACAACAGAAGAGACUGAAACAACAAAUUCAACAACAGAAACACAAUCCGUAGAAUCUACUGAAACAACAGUUACAACAGAUAUUUAUCACGUCGUAACUACCCUUACUAUAUCACUUCCUUUAACACCCCCAACCACUUCCACAACUGAAAGUACUACAGAAGUAACGCCUACAAAUGAAAUACCUAGCUUAUUUGCGUCCGAUGGUUUCGUAUUUCAACAUCCAUCUGAUACUACGGCUACAAGCGAAACAUCCAUAUUCGUCGAUCCAAUCAAGGCUAAGAUUAGGUCGGAGAUAUUGGAAUCCAAAAAGAAAUUAAGAGCCGGGUACUUCACGUCCAGCGCUUACGUCCUAUUGAAAAUCAUUGAUAGAAAGAGAGACGAAGAUAUUGGUAAUUUACUUCAGGGAUUAGACGGUGAAAUAAUUCGUUUGAAUUCCCUUCAUCACCUCGCAGUUUUCGGGACGCUGGUCACCACAUCUCUAUCAACCAUGGUGCGAGUUAUGGCAACGACGCCCAUAGAAAUAAUUCGAUCCCAAACGAAAACUGGUCUAAACAUGAUAGAAACUAGGAAAGAUUCCCUCAAUCCGGACACAAAUGCGAUGUUCGACGUAGUAGAUGCAAUGUACACAGAUGAAGAUUACCACAAUAUUGUAGAUGUACUUACUGAGAUUCAAAACUACCCUAAUAAUACACCACCAGCAGAUAAGAUCUCUGAAGCUUUUAUAAUAGCUUCAAUCCUGCAGCCAUUUGCACGAAUCCAGGGUACAGCGAAAGCUAAGCUGUUUCUUUCUGAACUGGAUCGAGCUGUCAAGAACCAGCUGCUCAUAGGUCGGCGUAGAACGAAUGCAAGCGGAAAACAUGGGAAAAGUACAGUCGCCUCACCGACGGUAGUCAGAAAAGCGAUGCGUCCGAAAUCCCAAAAAAUCACGAAAGCAAUACAAAGAGCUUUACCAACACCAGAAAUAGAAGACUCCACUGAAGUAGAUUACACAAGCUACGUGAAAGACCCUGAAAUGAUGAAGAAACUCAAGACCAAAAUGAUCAUAUACAAACAGAAAUUCCAAAAGAUUAGGAAGAAAGAAAAAAAAAUGAAAACAAAAAGAGGUCCUACAUCGACCGCGUUUAUAACAAAACUAGUACCACCGAUGCGUAAAAGCAAAUACUACAUGAGAAAAUACGUGAAAAAGAAUCUAUACAAGAUGAAAACUACCCUGAAAAAGACUACUUACUUCACUUGGAGAUUCCACGGACCUUACAAGAAGUUUAGGCCAUUGAGGAAGUUUAUGGGGACUAGUGAUGAUGUAGACACUGAUAGACUAAGUUAUAGAGCUGGAUCUAACUCAGACUUGGAGAUAGAUGAACAAGAUGAAGAUUUGAACAGAAUAACUAUAUCAAUGGCAGAAUCCAACAAAGAUUCCACCAAAAAUUACCUUCCAGAGUCUUCUAUCAGCAAAGAAGUUGAAUUAAAAGCUAAUUUAAACGACGCAAUGUAUCACCCAAAUAACGAGACAAUAAGAAGAAGAUCAAAUGUUAGAAAAGUUAAUAAAAUCCGUUUAGACAGCUUCAGUGAUGAUGAAGCAGUUUUGAAAGGAAAUAUUUAUAAGGUGUUCGGAUAUAGCAAUGAUUUUGCUAAGCAAUUACGGACUUUAGCUGGAGGUCAGGGCUGA